Messenger RNA from Notolabrus celidotus (New Zealand spotty), 1234 nucleotides. RefSeq names its product tetratricopeptide repeat domain 9C (gene ttc9c). Bases 152 to 853 code for a protein of 233 amino acids. NCBI's taxonomy places the organism in Eukaryota, Metazoa, Chordata, Actinopteri, Labriformes, Labridae. The record is from RefSeq and is a predicted model, not a curated record. The transcript is spliced from 4 exons. Gene Ontology annotation, molecular function: protein binding.
CUAUAAGCAGUUUGCCAGCCCCCAUAAGGAGACAGACGAAGAAGAAAACGCGGAAGCUGCCGUACAGCAGCAGAAUGAUCGUGAAGCUAGAAACAGCAGCGUGCUGAUUUAGAUUAAAGUGCCGUGUUUGUGAACAAGCUCCUCUGCAGAAAUGGAAGCUGCAGGAGGAGAGGAGAGUAUGUUUGUUCAAGGGGCUGCGGCAGCAGAGGUACCAAGCUUCCCUGUAUAUGGGCGAACUAAUGCCAAGCCAGUGUGGGCUUCCCUGGAAGAAGCAGCUCAAAUGAAAACAGAAGGAAAUGCGUUUUAUAGGGAUAAGAACAUUCGCUCUGCCAUUGGGCGUUACCACCGUGCACUGCUGAUCCUCAGGGGCCUGGACUCGGAGGCGAUGGCGUCAUUGAAAGUGUUUGGACCUGGACUGCCUGCUCUCACACCUGAACAGGAUGCUACACUGAGAAACACUCAAGUGGACUGCUACAACAACUUAGCUGCCUGUUUACUGCAGAGACAGAAAGUUGACUAUGCCCGUGUGCAGGAGUACAGCUUGCAGGUUCUCCAGUGGCGACCAGGUGACGUAAAAGCACUAUACAGAGCUGGAGUUGCAACCCUGGAGAUGGGAGAUGCACAGACUGCCAAGCAGUACCUCUCCCAGGCCUGCAGAGAGCAGCCUAAUGAUACCAAUGUGAGGAAGCACCUGCAGAGGGCAGAGGAGAGGCUGAGCAAAGAGCUACAAAAAGAAAAAGCCAUGUAUCAAGGCAUGUUUUCCUCCAGCCUAAAAAGCAGCUCUGUUGACGAGAUGAAUGAAACCCACAGAACGGAUGAGGAUGUCAACCUGCAAGAGGAGACUUCACCCUGAGACUGUUUGACCUCAAGUGAUCACAAAACCAACUGAAUGUUCACACACCUUGAAUCACUUAUGUUACGAUGUCCCCAGUAGAUCUUAAAGAGGCAGACAUGUGCUUCAUACAGAAUACUGAAAAGCAGUCAGUUGGAAAGUAAAGAUGAUGCUGCUGAAAAUAGAAAGGAGAGGACGGGGAAGUCAGUUUCCUAGCAACAGAGACACAAUGCUGUGUUUUGGCCCGAAAGAGCAUGUUUCACAAACAUGCUUCUGGAAGCGAAAUUGUGACUCUUGAUGCACUACACAAAGGUCUGAUGAUGCUGUCUUGACUGCAGCUGCCUGAUCGUUGCUGUUGAUGUGUUUUUUUCCAAGUAAAAUGUUGCUUUUUAUAUAAAUGUC